Molecule: messenger RNA, 2679 nt
Organism: Exophiala viscosa
Lineage: Eukaryota; Fungi; Ascomycota; Eurotiomycetes; Chaetothyriales; Herpotrichiellaceae
Exons: 1
Coding region: 268-2541 (757 amino acids)
Biological process (GO): transcription by RNA polymerase III
Cellular component (GO): transcription factor TFIIIC complex
Molecular function (GO): protein binding
Source: RefSeq, a predicted model, not a curated record
CCUUGUCGACUUGCGGUCAGAUUAUGAUAACAGCAAUCUUGCUUCCGAUCUCGGCUUGAAUGCUGCAAUUGACUGCAAAUGUCGUGACCAUUUCGUCUGACUCAGGCUGUGCUUUGCUUCGCGUCCACAGCACUGAUCUGGCAUGUUGACAGAUGACUUAUCACGCAUAUCCUGCACCUCGUUAUGCUCGUACUUUCGCUGCAAGUGGCCGCUUUGGCGAUAUCCUUGAAACGCAGCACCGCUGAGGCUUGAGCGAUCCUGACAGACAUGGCCGAGAACAGACGCCGAUCAGCUCGGGAACGAAAGGUCAACCCAAAAUAUGCAAACGACGGCUGGGAUAAAGGCACUCUACGCCUCUUGCGAGAGUCCUCUGAAUCGUCUGGCUCGAGUCCAGACGAGGCUGCGGAAGCAGAAGAGCUCGAUACUGAUCUUAGGGUCAGAGCGGUCAAAGCCAGAAGCGGUGGUGAUGCCUCUUCAGCUGAUGGCGAUGACGUCUCCAUGGCAUCAGCUGCUGUGUCGAAAUCUUCGGAUGUUGAUACGCCUGACGAAGAUGAAGAAGAAAACGCAACCCUCGCUUCCGAUGAGGAUGCUGAUGCUGGAGACGCACCACGUCGACGCAAUCGCCGCCUUCCUCGAAGCGCCAUUAGUACAACGGCGCACUCAAGGGGGCUCCCAUCUGGGCACCAGAGCAGCGGAAAGUCUUCAGUCUACCAUCUUACAUUUGGGCCCGACAUCGAAGACUUACAUGAUGUGUUGCAAGCUCGAGACACCUGGUUGAACGGCCGCGACAUUACGCUUCCCAGCCGUGCAACGCUGUCUGCUGCUCAUGCAAGUGAGAAGCCGGUCGGUGAUACAGACAAUGCACCCACGAGUACUGCCAAUUCAUUGGUUGAUCCGCCUACCGACCACCAGAUCCUCACACCUAUUGGCAACGAUGAACUCUAUGCAAAAUAUCUACUACAAGACAAACCAUCUCACUCCGUCGUUCUUGGGCUUUGGGGUGGACAACAACUGUUUCCGUUGGAAUACUGUUCACCCUUAGACUUUGGUCAAGCGUGGCCGAAAGCUUCAAGUCUCGACCAGGCUCAGAUGCCCACAUCACAGGAACAUUAUCACGAGGGUUGGUUGCUCAAUGUCGGUGAAAGAGUACAAUGCCUUGGAUGGGCUCCGGGACAAGAUGGAGUACAGUAUCUGGCCAUCGUUACAAGAUGCACAUCGACGCAGAGAAAUCUGGCAGCGGGUGAGGAAGACAUCCGCCCAGCAUUCCAUCCUUCACCACCAUACCCAUCCGCCAUCCAGAUCUGGGCGUUUCAAACCCAGCCGACCAAAGUCACAGGCAUCCGAACGUUGUCCAUGCGGACAAUGCCCCGACUAGCCGUUGUCAUCGGCACAGACUGGGGCAAUAUCCGCCACAUCAAAUGGCGUCCUCCACCAGCCCCUUCGACAUCACCAGGUCACGAAACAUCACAACACAUAGGCCAUCUAGGCAUCCUCUCUACCGACGGCCACGUUCGCAUCCUCACUAUCCCCUUCCCACCCAGCACAUCUCCGCUAACUCUCCACGCGGACCGCGCAGGCCUGACCAUCCCACCACCACCCAACACACUCUUCACAAGUCUAACAUUCGCAACCCCGACAGACCUCAUACUCGGCUGCGCAGACGGCUCUAUCCACAUCUUUGACCUCGUGGACCCCUCACCAACCCCACACCUCACCCACGACCAGCACAACACAUACAUCCUAUCCCUCUGCGCCGCCACCCCAUCAUCUUUGUCGCAUUUCAUCGCCAGCACCUCAGCAACAGGCGAACUAACACUCACCGACCUCCGCAGCCCGGAACAAGACAGAGUCUCCGUCGCAAGAGCCUGUUUCCCAGCCAAAGAUUUAGUUUUCGCACCCUUCACCCGCACAUUCAUAACGACGCUCGACCGCGCAGGGAAUACACACACCGAGUCAUCCUCCGCAACCUUCAUCGUGGCGCACCACCUCCGCCACUUCCCAACAACCCACCGCAUCGCCAAAUUGCCCGAGCACACUGGUGCGGCGACCGCACUGGCUGGUUCUUACCAACAUCCGUGCAUCCUGGUCGGUAAUGCGAGAGGACAAGUCUUCGCGACGAACUACCUGCGCAAAAUCAUGCCUCACCGCAGAAACGAUCCGCGUUCGAAACCCGGUGCGAUCGCCUGGCUACAGAAGGUGUGCGAGUAUGACUGGAGGCCGGAACGACCCUCUACUGUACACGCCUCGGCUAAAGGGCAGACUGGCGAUACGAUAGACCUGUACCACGGCCACGAUACGAGACGAGGAGUAUCGCGCUUCCACGAGGGCUUCAAGCCCGACAAAGUCGACUUUGGAAUCACGACCAACCCAAAGAAGAAAAUAGAUAAACAGGAUUUGGGCGCCGCGGAACCUAUUUUCGAAGAGGAGAAUGCUGUCACCGCGCUCGAGUGGAAUCCGAACCACUCUUGCGCUGGGUUCGCGGCCAUGGGAUGGGGAAGUGGGAUUUUGAGAAUCCAAGAUCUAGCUCAUGAUAUGGAAUGAUGCCUUGGACACAAUGAUCAGAGUCGUACCAGGAAUUUGUUACCAGACACAAAGGAAGUGUAGGUCACAGUCGAGACAUGAUCACGGAAAACUGACGCAAGAUGACUUGAUCUUGGAGUUAAUGGCCAGCAGGCGGUA